This is a messenger RNA of Sebastes umbrosus (honeycomb rockfish), 2818 nucleotides long. RefSeq lists its product as uncharacterized. Bases 800 to 2524 code for a protein of 574 amino acids. The transcript has 2 exons. The record is from RefSeq and is a predicted model, not a curated record. Lineage: Eukaryota; Metazoa; Chordata; Actinopteri; Perciformes; Sebastidae.
GGAGGAAGCUGAGAAACAGAGAGGAAAGUUUUAAUGACAUUGAUGAUGUACAAAAACACCUUUAAGUAAUAAAAGUUGAGGGGGGACAGGAUGAGUUGAGAGAUGUGGAGAGACACCUGCGGGAGCAGAGUAGGAAGAAGGAGGACAGAGAGAGAUCAGCAGAAGGGAGGGAGGAGACACCUCAGGGAUGAAACUAUAGAGAGACGGAGUGGAGAGAUCUGGAGAGGAUGGAAGAGAGAAAGAUGGAAAAGCAGGGAUGGAGAAAGGAAAGAGAGAGAUGGUGAGACAUGACAGCUCAGAUGGGACGGAGAACACGAAAACAGAGUCCCUGCUGAGUGAGCAUCUCUAAUUAUCACUAUGCCUGAGAGAAGGUGCGUGUGUGUGUGUGUGUGUGUGUGUGUUCACGUGUGUGUGUGUGUGUGUGUGUGUGUGUGUGUUCAGUGUGCACGUGUGUGUGCAGGUGUGUGUUUGGGUGACAUCACAGCAGUGGUGACAUCACAGCAGUGGUGACAUCAUCAGUGCAUGGUGACAUCACCAGAUGGAACACUGUGAUAGAUUAAAGGAGUGGUGACAUCAGUUGUGACAUCUUAAAGGAGCAGUGACAUCAUAAAGGAGUGACAUUCAGGAGAGAGUCCCAGAAUCACCCAACUGUAGUUGAAUCUGAAGACUCGAUCAGACGAAACACAUCGACUGAGAGAAGCAGUUGUCUCAAGAGAAAGAGACUAUCUACUGAGAGAAGCAGUAAAUUUCUCUCCAAAAACCACGAAGCAUCGACAAGAAUUGACGGUAAAUCAGCAUCAUGGUAUUAUCAAGAACUUCCCAGCCAGAAGCCAUCAUGCCCGAGUUCAACGUCCGUCGCGCUGUUUCCAAGCUGCUCAACUCCUUCUUUAAGGGGAUGACGGCGGAUCAGUGGGGAUUUUUGAAAUCCGGCAGCCCCGACGACGCCACUAUGACCAUGAUGGGAGAGUUGCUGUUGGACAUGACAGCGGCCUUGACAAAAGCUUUCCUGAAAUCUCUCGGGAGCAGGACCCUGACGUCUGAGGACGAUGUCCAAAUCAAUCUGGGCGACACCAUCUCUCAGGGUUUUGCCGAAGCUCUGGGCAUCGACGUCUCGGUUCAGUGUCCAAGCUCCAAAAGCUUGACGACAUUGAUCUCUGAAGAGGUUUUGGAGAGCGUCCGAAGUGCCCUCUCCAGCCCCGAGGGCAUAGUUCAGCACCUCACUCCUCCCAGCAGACUCAACAGCAUGAUUCUGCACGCCUGCAAAAUGUGCCAGGCGUUCAUCAGCAAGAUGAAGUCGGUGUUCUCGCCUCGACCGCGCAAGCAGAGGACCAUCUGCGAACAAUCAGAUGUGGAACCGGAAACCUCAGACGCCGAAGACCGCCAUGCGGCGACGCCUUCGUCAGAUGUCGUGAUUGCGACGAAAAUCAUCAUCAAGACGCAGUUGAACGUCAUCACCGAACCUCUCUUGGUUGACGUGCCCGACUCCGAGUACAUGCUGCUGCAGUCUCAAAACUCUCGGGAGAUUGAAGACGUCGCGGAAGAAAUCGCUCGGAGUAUCGCCAAAGAUGCUGUAAGACCGACUACGUCGGCGCAGAAGAGCAAACGCUCCAAGAAAAGCAUCGGAAGCAAAAUUAAGAAGCUUUUGGCAAAGUGCUUUGCCAAAACGUGCAUCCAUCGCAUCGUGGCACAGAUGAGGAAAAGAUUCCACCGGGGCUCCAAAGUUCACAGCCGGGAGUCGGCAAAGUCUCUCAGAAAGAAGAUUAACGAUCUGAUGAAACAACCAGAAAACCGCGAUCUUCUGGGACUCGGCGCUCCAGUCAUAAACAUUCCCCCCGGUCGAGUCUUGGAGUUCACAAAGGUCUUAAGUGAUCUCCUCUACACACACAUCACCAACGGGCCAGAGAUCAUCCCCGAGCCGGUGAUACGUGCCAACAUGCGCGCUGACUUGCAACGGAAGGUGCUCGGUUUCCUGUGUCUGGCCAGAUGGUGGCAGAUCUUUCAGUCCAACGACCUCGUUGACAAUAUGAGACACGCCAUACUGGGGACCAAGCCCAGGGCCAGGAAACCUUUGGCAAUCGCUGCACCGCCUGCCCCGAUAUCCGUGAUGAAGAGUCGUGAUGACUCUGCACGGCAAGCGCGGAUCGAACAAAAAAAAAACUGCGUUGAGUUGAUCUUGGAGAGGCUGGUCACGCGGAUCUUCAAGAAGGCAAAAGUGACCUGGACCCUUUCAAACGUCCAUGACAUCAUCCAGCGCCUUUUUGAACGAACGUGGGCCGAAGUCGAGGGUCUCGAUUUCGAUUCCAGCCCAGAAACAUUGGAAAACCUCGUAAAGGCCAUUUACCGGGACCUGAUUAAGACGUGGGGCAAUGCGAUGUGGGUGCUGGUGUCCUUGAAAGGGGGUCAAGCGGCUGUCGGAGAGCGUAUCGCCUCCGCCGUCAAAGAUCACCUGAUGGCACCACCGAGACAGAGGUGCUGCAUGUGCAGGUGCUUCUAUUCUAUGCUCACCGCCAUGACGAGGUGGUAAAGUGGUUUGUGGGUUUUCUCCGGGGGCUCCGGUUUAUCCCACAUAUAGUGAAUAAUCGGACUUAUUCUAUAGAUAAAAAAUGUCUUCAAUGUGUCAUUCAUCUUGAAGGAAAAAUUGCCUUUUUCCUUCAGAAUGAAUGCGAGGGCUUGAGCUCUCAGUGCCACCGCAGUAGUCAGUGUUGUCUACUGUUGUGGAACGCACGGGUUCGAUCUGGGUGAUCCAGUUCUCCCACAAUCAGUGCAUAAUAAUGAACAUCUAAUUAAAUACAAUAAAUAAUAAUAUAAAUAAAUAAUA